AUGCCGAAAUCGAUGUGGAACGUUCUGAGUCGCGAUCGUGACCGCGACCACGACUUUGAACCAUGGUUUGCAUAUGAAGCUCGCCGGCCCGGAGCAGUAGAGCGCCUUCAGGAUAAGAAGAAGCGGAACAAGGUAUGUAACUUCUUUUCUUGCUUCAACUCGUCUGUGAUCACGAGGAGGAAGGUGAUUCGCCGGUUCAUGCUCGUGAGUUCAAUAUAUAGAGAUCUAGCCCAUGGGGCGCACAAAUUUGGGCUUGAUUUGCCCGAACGCAGAGUGGAUGCAACUGCACGAUUUGAAGAAAUCCUACAGACUACUGAUUCUUCGGUUGUCGAACCACACAUGUUUCAAGGAGGCGAUGAUUCGCUGAAGCUGAAGCUGAAAGAAAUGUUGCUGAGUGUUGGAAAUGACGGGGACUGCUCCUUCGUUGGCAUAUUGGGAAGGGGGGGCGCUGGCAAAACAAUACUCGCUCGGGUGAUUUUCUAUGAUCAUGAGGUUGUGAAUCAUUUUGAUGUGAGGAUAUGGGAAGAUGCCCAAUCACUUAAAGAGUGCUUGUAUGCGCUAGGCGGUUGUAAAGGAAGCAAAAUAUUGGUAACUACUCGUUCAGAACGAGCUGCUGAGUUGCUGCAACCCGGGUCAAGCUAUCGCGUAGUUCCUCCGGAAGAAUAUUGCUUGAAAUUGUUUCGGCAAAUAGCAUUUGCCCCAGGUGGUCCAGAAAUGACCACAACACUGAAGGAAACGGGUGAAGUGAUAGUAAGAAAGUGCCGAGGUCAUCUGCUGGCGAUAAAAACCAUAGGAGGUUUGUUGUACACCAAGAAAGAUGAAGAAGAGUGGAACAGUAUAGCUACAAGCGACACAUGGCAUAUUGAUGAUCCUAUCCCUGGUGCCUUGCUCUUGUCCUAUACUCAUUUGCCUUUAAUCUCGUUAAAACAAUGUUUCCUUUAUUGUUCUACUUUCCCAAAAGGCUCUGUCAUGGAAAAGGAUGAACUCAUACAACUCUGGAAUGCACAAGGAUUGCUUAAUCCACCCCAAGGACGUCGUUUGAGCGAGAAAGUUUUAGGGGCCAAGUUGUGA
Messenger RNA from Coffea eugenioides, 1071 nucleotides. RefSeq names its product putative disease resistance protein RGA4. The transcript has 2 exons. The record is from RefSeq and is a predicted model, not a curated record. NCBI's taxonomy places the organism in Eukaryota, Viridiplantae, Streptophyta, Magnoliopsida, Gentianales, Rubiaceae. Gene Ontology annotation, molecular function: ADP binding. The coding region runs from base 1 to 1071 and encodes 356 amino acids. Gene Ontology annotation, biological process: defense response to other organism.